GGCUGAGAGGAGACGCUGACAAGGGCCGCAUGGAGGACCCCGUGGCUCCCGGGGCCGGGAGCUCGUCUGCCAAUAGCAACGGCAACGGCGGCGGCAAAGGGAAGCAAGCGGCACCCAAGGGCCGGGAAGCGUUCAGAAGCCAGCGGCGGGAGUCGGAGGGCUCUGUGGACUGUCCCACUCUGGAAUUUGAGUAUGGAGAUGCAGACGGGCACGCAGCAGAGUUGUCAGAAUUGUAUAGCUACACUGAAAACCUGGAAUUCACCACUAACAGGAGGUGCUUUGAAGAAGAUUUCAAGACUCAAGUGCAGGGCAAGGAGUGGCUGGAAUUGGAAGAAGAUGCCCAGAAGGCCUAUGUGAUGGGACUCCUGGACCGACUGGAGGUGGUCAGUAGGGAGCGGCGACUGAAGGUGGCCCGGGCUGUUCUGUACCUGGCCCAAGGCACUUUUGGGGAAUGUGAUUCAGAGGUCGAUGUACUACACUGGUCCAGGUACAACUGCUUCCUGCUCUAUCAGAUGGGGACCUUCUCGGCCUUCUUGGAACUACUCCACAUGGAAAUCGACAACAGUCAGGCCUGUAGCAGUGCUCUUCGGAAACCAGCCAUCUCCAUUGCUGAUAGCACAGAGCUCAGGGUGCUGCUGAGUGUCAUGUACCUAUUGGUGGAAAAUAUUCGCCUGGAGCGAGAGACAGACUCCUGCCGUUGGAGGACAGCACGGGAGACCUUCCGCACUGAACUGAGCUUCUCCAUGCAUAAUGAGGAACCUUUUGCCCUUCUGCUUUUCUCCAUGGUUACCAAGUUCUGCAGUGGCCUGGCUCCCCACUUCCCCAUAAAGAAGGUCCUGCUUUUGCUCUGGAAAGUGGUUAUGUUUACCCUCGGUGGAUUUGAGCAUCUACAGGUUCUCAAAGUACAGAAGCGAGCAGAACUGGGACUGCCUCCGCUGGCUGAAGAUAGUAUCCAGGUGGUGAAGAGCAUGCGUGCCGCUUCCCCGCCCUCUUACACCCUUGACCUGGGGGAGUCUCAGCUGGCACCACCACCCUCUAAGCUGCGAGGCCGCCGUGGUUCUCGAAGGCAACUCCUCACUAAGCAGGACAGCCUGGACAUCUACAAUGAAAGAGACCUCUUUAAGACAGAGGAGCCAGCCACAGAGGAGGAAGAGGACUCUGCUGGUGAUGGAGAACGAACCUUGGAUGGAGAAUUAGACUUGCUAGAGCAAGACCCUCUGGUGCCACCUCCACCCUCACAGACAUCCCUUUCUGCUGAGCGGGUGGCCUUUCCCAAGGGCCUACCCUGGGCCCCAAAGGUCAGACAGAAGGACAUUGAGCACUUCUUGGAGAUGAGCAGGAACAAAUUCAUCGGAUUCACUCUCGGGCAGGACACAGAUACCUUGGUUGGAUUACCCAGGCCCAUCCACGAGAGUGUGAAGACUCUAAAGCAGCACAAGUACAUCUCCAUUGCAGAUGUUCAAAUCAAGAAUGAGGAGGAUCUGGAGAAGUGCCCCAUGUCUUUGGGGGAAGAGGUGGUACCAGAAACGCCAUGUGAAAUCCUCUACCAGGGCAUGCUCUACAGCCUCCCUCAGUACAUGAUUGCUCUACUUAAGAUUCUGCUGGCUGCAGCCCCCACCUCCAAAGCUAAGACAGACUCUAUCAAUAUCCUGGCAGAUGUCCUGCCUGAGGAGAUGCCCAUCACUGUUCUCCAGAGUAUGAAGUUGGGCAUCGAUGUGAACAGACACAAGGAGAUCAUUGUAAAGAGUAUCUCUGCCCUGCUCCUGCUCCUCCUCAAACACUUCAAACUGAACCAUAUCUACCAGUUUGAAUAUGUGUCACAACAUUUGGUAUUUGCCAACUGCAUUCCAUUGAUCCUGAAGUUCUUCAAUCAAAAUAUCUUGUCGUACAUCACUGCCAAAAACAGCAUUUCGGUCCUGGAUUACCCUUGCUGUACCAUUCAGGAUUUGCCGGAGCUUACUACAGAGAGUCUGGAAGCUGGAGACAACAAUCAAUUCUGUUGGAGGAACCUCUUUUCCUGCAUCAAUCUUCUGAGGUUGCUCAACAAACUGACCAAAUGGAAGCAUUCCAGAACCAUGAUGCUGGUGGUAUUCAAAUCAGCUCCAAUCUUAAAGCGGGCCCUCAAGGUCAAACAGGCCAUGCUGCAACUUUAUGUUCUGAAGCUGCUAAAAAUACAGACCAAGUACCUGGGGCGCCAGUGGAGGAAAAGUAACAUGAAAACCAUGUCAGCCAUCUAUCAGAAAGUACGCCACCGCAUGAAUGAUGACUGGGCUUAUGGGAAUGACAUCGAUGCCAGGCCAUGGGACUUCCAAGCUGAAGAAUGCACCUUGAGGGCUAACAUUGAGGCUUUUAACAGCCGCCGGUAUGACAAACCCCAGGACUCUGAAUUUUCACCUGUGGAUAACUGCUUGCAGAGUGUGCUGGGGCAGAGGUUGGAUCUACCUGAGGAUUUCCACUAUUCAUAUGAGCUCUGGCUGGAGAGAGAGGUGUUUUCCCAGCCCAUCUGUUGGGAGGAGCUGCUCCAGAGUCACUGAGCUCUUAGGAAAAAAACAUCUGAUAGAUGAGGUUUGGCUCCAAUAAAUGGUGCUCUGCCUACCCUGCCCAUUCGGCCUUUGUUUCCAGCUCUGAGAGUGCUUGUUCAGGGGAAAGCUGGCCUAGCCCAAGGACAUCCAGUGUAGUGCAGGGCCAUUCUGGGGGCUUUGGGCCUAGAGAUAGUACAAGGCUAGGAUCCUGAGUCACAACAGAUUGGUCAACUUGCAUUGGGGUCAGUUGGGUGCCAAGUUGGCCUUGAACAUCUGCUGGAUCAGUCCUGGAUAGGCUCUUUUGUGGGACCGCUCCCUGCUUUAGUCUUGCCCAGAACCAGGACCAGGCCAGCCUUUGCUGGCCCCAAGAGUGAGAAUAAGUUUAUCAUGGCAUUUGACCCAUGACAUUCAUCAUAGGUAAUGGGAGAGGCAAGUCAUAAAAUAGGGAGAACAUUUCCUUCUUGUUUAUCCCGGAUUCCUAGGACCCAUAAGAAGUUUGGCAAAACCAACUUUGAAAAUAAGUGUGUAUUUUAAAUUAAAAAUUUUGACACCUCUCUCUAAAAUUAUUAGCUCAAAGAUGAUUUUAGAGCACCUGCACCUUCUUUGUAAAGGAUGAUGAUUUACUGUUACCUAAAUACUGCAUGUUAUAGUAAGGUAUAUCAUGUAAAGUGUUUUUUUCCUUACUCCUGAAGAGAUCUAUGUUCAAUCUGAAAAUUAUUUCUCUAUGUAUUGUACAUGGGGCAUGGAGUGCUUUGCUAUAGCCGGUCUGAAAUAGACCUCCUCUAAGGAUGUUUCAUGUUUUUCUGAAGCUACGUCAGUCUUCAAAUGACUGGUACACUAUAAAAAAUUAUCCCUUUCAUCCAAUUCAUUUUUUUAAUGACAAGUAAUUACUGAAGGUUUUAUUUACUGAGAUGGCUAUGUCCAUUUGUGCUUAUGAUCGAUUUAUUUUUUAAUUGAAUGGAAUAGCAAGAGCAUUAUAGCUUACCAUUUUUCUUCUGUGUUGAUUAGUGAUUUUUUUUCCUUUUUACUGUGAGUGCUUUCAAAGUGUCAUAUGGAGAUUUAGUAAUACUGUUCUUACCUUAAAGUAUUUUCUUUGAAAAUAUAGGGCUUGAUGUACCAACCUCUUUAAACUUCUUUUGAGGGUGCCUGGGUGGCUCAUUCAGUUAAGCAUCUGCCUUUGGCUCAGGUCAUGAUCCCAGAGUC
Neogale vison (American mink) is the source of this 3725-nucleotide messenger RNA. RefSeq names its product striatin interacting protein 2 (gene STRIP2). The record is from RefSeq and is a predicted model, not a curated record. The transcript has 21 exons. The coding region runs from base 30 to 2534 and encodes 834 amino acids. Gene Ontology annotation, biological process: cytoskeleton organization. Gene Ontology annotation, cellular component: cytosol. Lineage: Eukaryota; Metazoa; Chordata; Mammalia; Carnivora; Mustelidae.